AUGUUAAUACCAACAUGUCUUAUAAAAUUACUGGAAUUAAUGUUGACAAUAGCCUGCUUAACAUUGCACCACUAUAGCUACGAUUUGACAGACAUACCGACGUUAAUGCUUUGUUCUGGAACAUAUGUGGGCUACAUUGUGGUGCUCUCUGGAGAAAUUGUUGGGGAAAUGCUAUUCGCGCCCCUGGACUUAGUUCAAGAUAUGUACUUCGGUAUUGUUGGAGUUGGUCUGUUCGCAAUCAGCGGGGGUUUCGUACUAUCAGCCAGGACGAAAAGCACACCUUAUUGGAGAACGGGGGACCAUAACGCGGCCCUGUUGGCCGGCUCUCUUGCGAUUGUAAAUGCUUUUGUGUUGCUCUUCGAUUUAAGUCUGGCAUACUUGGAUUCGGAGCAGUAUGACGACGAGGCGAGCGUGUAA
Molecule: messenger RNA, 417 nt
Organism: Zerene cesonia (dogface butterfly)
Lineage: Eukaryota; Metazoa; Arthropoda; Insecta; Lepidoptera; Pieridae
Exons: 3
Coding region: 1-417 (138 amino acids)
Biological process (GO): septate junction assembly
Source: RefSeq, a predicted model, not a curated record